Branchiostoma belcheri (Belcher's lancelet) is the source of this 2420-nucleotide messenger RNA. Its product is annotated as major facilitator superfamily domain-containing protein 6-like. Gene Ontology annotation, cellular component: membrane. The coding region runs from base 737 to 2206 and encodes 489 amino acids. The record is from RefSeq and is a predicted model, not a curated record. The transcript is spliced from 8 exons. Lineage: Eukaryota; Metazoa; Chordata; Leptocardii; Amphioxiformes; Branchiostomatidae.
UUUCCAACACAGUUGAAAGGUUGACUUAAUGAGGCAAAUAUGACAUCAGUAUAGGCUUUCUAUCAUUUAUCUAGUCCUACGAAACAGCUAAAUCCGCUAUGAUACAUUCAGAACAGCGAGCAAUGACUAGAAUACGGUGGUAUAACUUGUGCAACAGUGUCACAGUGUUAGUCUUAGUGUUGACGUUAGUCAGGACAUGGAUCAUACUUUCCCAGGUUUGUGAAUGAUCUGCAUAGACGAGAAGCGUGUUCGUUAUCAUAUAGAUGAUCAUUCAUAUCACAACACGGGGGUCUCGUGUACUAAGUUAACUAACAAAAGUAAAUGUUUCCCUGCGUGCGUACCAAGGGGUUCGCCGGCGCGGCGAACGCGUUAAUUUCUUUGCGCGAAUGGGUGCAUUCUGGGACGGACAAUGGCAUUACUACGAAUAACAGGUUCAGCAACAUUCAUGCAAAUGACCGGUUUAUGAGGGGAAAGGUCGAAGGGAAAGUGUUUUAUCUCGGCCCAACCUUAAGGCUGGGUCCUGUGGAAUGCUGAGAGCAUAGGCGGUUUCUGAGAAGUAUUAACUCAAAUGCAGCCGCUUACGGUGUCCGUAGAAACGUCCACGUGUCUUUUGAAGGUGAGACAAGUCGCUUGACGUGCUGCGACGUCUCAAGGGGAGAUAUGGGCGUUACACUGUCUGUCCUGAUUGUUGUGCCAGUUUGAACGGCUCUCGUGAAUCCGACUUCGUCAGCCCAAGAUGCCGCCGUGCGCCUAUGUGGACGGAGACCUCCUGAUCGUCAAGGCGGUCUACUUCUUCUUUUUCUCUGGAAUGGCCUGUGUCGCCCCCUACAUGUCUAUUUACAUGAGACACCUGGGACUGCUCCCAUCACAGACAGGUGUGAUCACUGCUACUAAAAACUUCACGUCCGCUUUCAUCAAACCUCUCUUGGGCAGUAUUGCAGACAAGACUGGAAGGCACAAAACAGUGGCCAUUCUGACGGUCCUGACAGCCUCUGCUCUGCACUUCUCGCUGUUGUUCGUGCCACCCGUGCCGUCAUCAUCGGGGCCACAAACGACGCAACUGGAAAGGGCCAAGACGCAGUCGUGGUUCUCCCUGACAUUCUGGUUGGUGUUCUGGAUCACGUUUACUUCUCACGGUGCUCAAUGGAGUGCAACUUCUCAGGUAGAAGCAGCAACGUAUCUAAUCACAAAGAAGAAAGAUGGCUCAACAUACGGACAGCAACGCCUUUGGGGAUCCGUAGGAUACGGCUUGCUUUCCCUGCUCUCCGGGGUUGCUAUGGAUACGUUCACCAAAAGCACCCUACCAGACAACCCUGGGAACAAGACCGACUAUUCCGUGACAUUCUACAUGUUUUUAGCCUUCAUGCUUGUAUCUUCCGGCUGCCUGCUCGUCUUGGAUGAUUGGAGCACGGGACCUUCCGUAUCGUUCCUGAAAGGCAUGGGCAGCCUUCUAUCUCAGAUACACUUGGUCAUCUUCCUGUUCGCCGUCCUUCUCUUAGGCGCGCAGGACGGCGCAGGGGACACGUUCAUGUACUGGCACCUGAAGGACCUGGGCGCCAGUCAGACUGUCAUCGGCACCAACAUGUUCGUCAGGACGGUCGCAGAGGUCCCACUGUUCUUCGUCUCCGGGUGGUUCAUAGACAAGAUCGGACACGUGUGGGCCCUGCAACUCAGUUUCCUGACGUUCGCUCUGAAUUUCCUGGGUUAUUCCUUCAUAAGAAACCCGUGGUGGGCGGUGCUGAUCGACGUGAUACACGGAUAUCAGGCGGUGACAUGGACAGCGGCGACGUCGUACGCGAGCAUGUCUGCGCAGGGUGACCUACAGGCGGUCGCUCAGGGCAUCGUUUCCGCAACUUUCUACGGACUUGGUUAUGGAGUAGGUAACCUGGUCAGCGGCCCAGUGUUCCACCGGUAUGGCGCUGUCGUGCUGUUCCGCUCUCUGACUGUCUUCUGUCUGAUCGGAUUCUUCCUGUUCUACCUGCUGUACAGGUGUUUCGGGAAAAAAGAGAACCCUACAGACCCGGGCACUGAUAGAGGAGAGGACACAGUACCGAUGCUGGUGUCUGACGAGGACAUGCCGAAGCCUGACGCGUUUCUGCACGGCGGGAGUAUAACUACUGGGGCCGGCGAGACGCUGGGCUCACUACGGCUUGUCAGACCACAGUUCGAACAACCUGGCAACGAGAUAGAACAAUUCUCUUCAUAACUGGACAAUAGUGAACAGAGCGAUAAAGAAGUCGAAGUAGUAUUGGGCCGACAAAGGAAUGGGGGUUGUCGAAUUCUUUCUUUAGCACAGUCUCUAAGCUGGCGCCACUGUCACCGACCACUAGUGGAGUUUUUUUGUCAAAAUCACCAAAGUCACGUGUAUAUUUUCAUAAAAAUCUACGCUAUCACAAUGAAUGGGACCUGUGACCAUCUUC